Apis cerana (Asiatic honeybee) is the source of this 2187-nucleotide messenger RNA. Its product is annotated as SAP30-binding protein. Gene Ontology annotation, biological process: regulation of DNA-templated transcription. The record is from RefSeq and is a predicted model, not a curated record. Gene Ontology annotation, cellular component: nucleus. Lineage: Eukaryota; Metazoa; Arthropoda; Insecta; Hymenoptera; Apidae.
AAAUAUUUCAGGGUAUGUUACAUUGUAUAUAAAAAUAAUAUUUAACUUGUACAAUACAAUAAUCUUUGCAUUUAUAUUUCCUUCUUUUUUUCUAAAAAGUUUUCGUUUAAUUUAUUAAAAAGAUAAGAUUUUUCGUUAAAAAGAUAAGGUUUCCUUCCACAGAAGAAAAACAAGUUUACAUCGAUCAUAUAUAUUUACAUCGAUCAUAAGAUUUUAUAUUUUUUGAAUAUUCCUCCAAUUUCAUAAUAAAAUACAAAUAAUUGAAAAUUUUUAAUAAGAUAAUUAUGAAAUAUAAAAAAAUUAAUAAUUGUUAAAUUAUCAAUGACAAAAAACUUAUAUGUUAUAUAUAUAUCAAUAUAAUUUUCUAAUUUAUAUUUUAUUAAGAAAAGGAAAACAAUAGAAAAACUUUAUAAUAAUAAUAGAAAAAAAAAUAGCAGAGAUCAGAAUUACACUUGUUUCAAGUUUUUUUUAAUCUUUCUUUAAGAGCACGAAAGUAUGUAUUUUAUUAAUUUUGCGCAUGCGCAUCAUCAUAAUUCGUAAAAAGAGUACAAGAACUUAGAAUAUCACGGUAUACAUUGAUAACGUUCGAAUUUUUCGUCCAAGGAAACUUUAAUUAAUAGGAGGAUAAUAAGUCGUAAGUUUAUUGUAAUGAAUGGAAAGUCAGGUAUAGUGUAAGCAGGAAAACUGUGGAUUCGUAUAGUCAGAUACGGUAUAGUAAUAGAUUUUCCAACAAAACAUUGGGGCAUAUUUAAUGUUGAUAUAAGGCAUAUUUAUAUAUGUAAAAGCCCAAUACAACUAAAAGGCGUACAACUCUACGCUAUACCGGUGAGUUCCCACACAAAAUAUUGCUUGGUAGUACGGCGGACACUCAAAGCCAACUAACCAUGUCUGUACAAAGUGUUGCUCUGGCAUCUCUCACGGCCACCUAUACCGACUCGGAGGGCGAAGACGGGGUGGAAGACGACCUUCAGGAGAAUUCGAACACUCCCCAGGGGGCCGCCCCGCAUAAUGCCCAAGUCGGUCAGCCCCAGGCUUUCACCAGUCCCAAAUCUGGCACAUCAGCCUCAAAUAGUCCCGUUGUUGCUCCCAACGUCGGUGGCAAGUCUAGUAACGAUUUGUCGAACGCGCCCACCUUAGUAACAGAUGUGACAUCUAAGGUGCAGAGAUUGGUUUCAUACUUUGAUGAUUCAAUAGUCUCCGAUGACGAGGGAGUGGUACAGACACAGAUCGAUGGACAGCCUUUUGAAAAUGGAAGGCCCUCCUCGAUUAUGGAAUGCUCUCCCUGUUGUCAAGGAGAACAAUUAGUUUCAGAUAGCGAGGUGGACUCCUAUGGCGUCACUAUACCACCAGAGCCACCAGGGCAGUGUCCUGUGGAACUGCAGGAAAAAAUAACAAAACUUUUUAGGAAAAUGGAGAGCAGUGGUUUGGAUAUGAACAAAGUUAUUCAACAAAGGAAGGAUUUUAGAAAUCCAUCCAUUUAUGAAAAGCUAAUUCAAUUUUGUAGCAUCAAUGAAUUGGGUACUAAUUAUCCUCCAGACAGAUUUGAUCCAUUUAAGUGGGGUAAAGACUCGUAUUAUGAGGAACUUGCCAAAGUUCAAAAAACUGAGAUGGAUAAACUUGAAAAAGCUAGGAAAGAGAAAACAAAAAUUGAAAUCGUUUCUGGUACAGCUAAACGACCCAAUAAUUCUAGUACAACAGACGAUGAUGCUAAAAAAAGGAAAAGUAAAUGGGAUCAAGUUGCAACAGGAGCUACUGCCUCGAUAAAACCAACUGUUUUGUUGUCUCAACCAACUCUUACCACUUUAACAUCGUCUGCAACUGGUACCAAAGCAACGGUAAUAUCUGCUUUUGGAUCUUUACCAAAGAAAAGACUGUAACAUACACUGUAAAUCAUUUGUAAAUAUUAUGUUUUUCGAAAAAGCAACACUUCAUUCUUCAUUUAAUAUUACACCAUAUACAGCGAGUUUUAUAGAAAAGUGCAGCAAAUUUCAUGCAUGAAUUUGUAUACAGAUUCACACAGUAUGCCUAUAUUCGUAUUUAAUUAUUGGCUUUAUUGAAUUUAGUGAUUCAACAUUUAAUUUCAUGAGAUAAAGCAUUUUGAAAAUAUAUCAAUAGUAUGAGAUUACUAUCUUUAUUAAUAAGAAUAACUGAAUAAAAAAAAAAAGAAUAAUAAAAGCUAAAGAAGAA